Molecule: messenger RNA, 2233 nt
Organism: Cicer arietinum (chickpea)
Lineage: Eukaryota; Viridiplantae; Streptophyta; Magnoliopsida; Fabales; Fabaceae
Biological process (GO): N-acetylglucosamine metabolic process
Cellular component (GO): membrane
Molecular function (GO): beta-1,4-mannosylglycoprotein 4-beta-N-acetylglucosaminyltransferase activity
Source: RefSeq, a predicted model, not a curated record
AACAACGAUCAAAAGCGGCAUCGAAAAAACAGCGAAUAUAUAAUAAUAAAAUUAGGGUUUUUAAUAAUUAACAAUACCACCAGAGCAUAGGAACGACACGACACACAGCACAAAUGAACAGAGCAGAAGAAAGAGAAAGUUGGAAGCAUCGAUAAUUUUUCAUUUUUUGUAACGGAACGUUUUUGAGUUUUGAUAGCUGUUUUGAGAACACAACUGCCAUUCAUUUCCCAAACAGACAGAAAGGUUACACCUUUACGUCGUUGGUUCUUCCGCCCCUUUUUCCAUCUUCUUCUCAACCACCUCUCUAUAAACCUCUUCCUCCGCUUCUUUUCAUAUUCAUUUUAAUUAUUAUUUUUAUUAAUCCCGUUUUCCAAACGAACCGCUUUUGUGUUUCUUUGUUUCUCCGCUAAUAAGCUUUUUAUUGAAAACCCCUAAACGCCGAUCUCUGUACGCUGAACGGCAUUUAUUUUCAGGAUCGAUCGUUUGUUCGAUCGAUCUGCUUUUUGUGUGUUGCUUCUUCUUUCUUUUUGGAGUUCAAAUACCUAAAUAGAGUCCACGGUAAAAUGUGGUGGAUGAUGGGUGAAAAUGGAGGAAAUUACUGUUCUAAAAAGAGUGAUGAUUUGUGUAGCAAUGUUUGUGGCCAGGAAAGUCAAGUCUCAGGUAUGUCAAGAAUCCGCUGCAUUUUGCGUGGUUUGGAUGUCAAAACUUAUAUAUUCCUAUUCGCUGUUGUCCCAAUGUGCAUCUUUGGAAUAUAUAUACAUGGACAGAAGAUCUCUUACUUUCUGCGGCCACUUUGGGAAAAACCACCCAAGCCUUUCAAUGUCAUCCCUCAUUACUAUAAUGACAAUGUUACCAUGGAGCAUCUCUGUCGACUUCAUGGUUGGGGAGUUCGUGAGUACCCAAGGCGUGUUUAUGAUGCUGUGUUGUUUAGUAAUGAGGUGGAAAUACUUACCUUGCGAUGGAAAGAAUUGUACCCUUACAUAGCUGAAUUUGUGCUCCUUGAGUCAAACUCUACAUUUACUGGAUUGUCCAAGCCUCUCGUUUUCAAUAGCAAUAGGGAGCAGUUCAAAUUUGUUGAGCCUCGGUUAACUUAUGGAACUAUUGGUGGGAGAUUUAAGAAAGGAGAAAACCCAUUUGUUGAGGAGGCAUAUCAGCGUGUUGCAUUGGAUCAACUCCUUAAGAUUGCUGGUAUUACAGAUGAUGACUUGUUGAUUAUGUCUGAUGUUGAUGAGAUACCAAGUGCUCACACUAUUAACCUCUUGAGAUGGUGCGAUGAAGUACCUGCAAUCUUGCAUCUACAGCUGAAGAAUUAUCUCUAUUCAUUUGAGUUUCGUCUGGAUGAUAAGAGUUGGCGGGCUUCGGUUCACAGGUAUCAAUCUGGAAAGACAAGGUAUGCACAUUAUCGCCAGUCUGAUACCAUGUUGGCAGAUGCUGGUUGGCACUGUAGCUUUUGCUUCCGCCGAAUCAGUGAUUUCAUUUUUAAGAUGAAAGCUUACAGCCAUUACGAUCGAGUAAGGUUCUCUCACUAUUUAAAUCCUGACAGAAUUCAGAAAGUAAUAUGUGAAGGGUCUGAUUUAUUUGAUAUGCUGCCUGAGGAAUACACUUUCAAGGAUAUCAUUGGUAAAAUGGGUCCAAUACCCCAUUCAUAUUCUGCAGUUCACCUUCCUGCUUUCCUCCUCGAAAAUGCUGAGAAUUAUAAAUUUCUCUUGCCUGGAAAUUGCAUGAGAGAGAGAUGAUCUGGGUAAAUCAUUUAAGAUACAGGCUUAUUGCUAAGCUUGCAGCUUUGUGCAGCUCAAGUGGCUCUUCUGAAGAGGUUGUGAUGAUUGUCAUGUGGCUGUAUUAUUGACCAGUGAGAUAUUCUUUGGGAAUUCAUUGAGUUCUUCAGACAAAUUCUUUGAUCUAGGGGGAAUUCUGUAUAUAUUUUAGAGCUGAACUUCAUUCUAGGGGGAGCAGCAUCUAUUCUGACCGGUGUGAUCGAAAGUGCCGCUUGCCUUUGUGAAUUUCUGUGUUUAUUUGGUAUCAGUGUGGCUGAUCCCCAGAUAUACAAUAGAGAGUAGUUUAAAAUGCCCCAUCUUUUUUCCUGUUUGGGAAGUUUUGUUUUGCAGACCAAUUUACAUUCUUAUUAUUCUUUGUCUAUGCUAAAUAUGUCUAAUUUGAUUGCUUGGUCCAUAUUCACAACACUGCUGACUCGGUUUUAUUAUGCAUUAUAUGAAAACAGCUUGGUUGGUUGCCA